Messenger RNA from Trematosphaeria pertusa, 1446 nucleotides. RefSeq lists its product as uncharacterized. The transcript has a single exon. Lineage: Eukaryota; Fungi; Ascomycota; Dothideomycetes; Pleosporales; Trematosphaeriaceae. The coding region runs from base 1 to 1446 and encodes 481 amino acids. The record is from RefSeq and is a predicted model, not a curated record.
AUGGCGAACCCCGCUAACCCAUUUGUGUACAGACUCCCAGAGGAGAUAUUACUGAAUACUGCUGAAUUCCUGCACGACUCCCGACCCGCGCUUCGAAACCUGUGCUUAGUCUCGAGCAAGCUGCGGCCAGCCGCACAACAGGUUCUACACUCCAAUGCGAUUCUGCAAGUCUCGUGCGGCCGCCAUCCAAAUGUCAAUGAUGCCAUUCGACUACUACGCACGCUUCUCGACCGCCCCGACCUUGCACCCAAAGUGAAAGCGCUCCGCUUCUCAACCGUACGAGAAGAUGUCGACCAGCUCUACGCUGAGAAGGGCUUCGAUCUGAGCGGCGUCCGCGAGGCGGCUCUGGCGAAACUCACCGAGCUCGGAUAUGGAAAGCCGCACCCGUGGUGGGCAUCAGUUCGGAACUCGAUUGAGUCAGCAUAUUGCGGCCUGCUCUUCUUACUCACCCCCAGACUCGAAGACCUUUGGUUCACCGUCAAAGACCAUCACCGCCUUCCGUACACGCCCGACCCGAUCUCCGCCUUCUUUGGCACAUCUUGCCCUCCCAAUGGGCCGGCGCUGGCAGUCGAGAGCAUUAAGCGCCUCACCACCGCAGAUCUGUCACUCUUCAGAUUUGGAAUGGAUUUUGCGAAUCUGACAUCCUUGCAUGUGAAGGAUUUCCACAUCGAAUCCGUGCUUCGCCUGAAUGGACCAAACAGCAUAAUAGGUGUGCCGAAGCUAAAGAACAUAUCCGUCGACACCUCGAUCCAGUUUCUUGACAAGGAGCGCAUGAUAAACAUGCGAUCAGAUUUCGGCAAUAUCUUUGCAGCUUUCGGGUGCACCGAUCUGGACUCCCUCAAAAUCAUGCUGUGCUUCGACGCUCAGCAUCACGAUACCAAAUUCGACGUCGCGUACUUCAUGAGCCAGCUACACAGCGUAUCAUCUACUCUCGUGUCUCUUGACAUUGACCUGGAUUUCGUCCACGAGGACGUCCACGUGUGGGAUUGGUUCCUUCGGAAUUGCGAAAACCCUAUCACGUCCUUCGCACAGUUCCCGGAGUUGCGUACCCUGAAGCUACCACAAGACUUUCUUUUCCGUAGACACCUAGGCGGUACUGGAAUCACCCCUGAAGAGCUGCCACCCAAGCUCGGCACACUUAGGAUAACCGCUCCUACCAGCGAUGUGGAGGAAUGGGGCCGUAACUUCCUCAACCGCGAGUUUCUGGAGGCCCCCCCGCUUUCCCUCACAUUGCGUUGCAAGGACGGAUUGAAUCGCCCAGCCCAGUAUUUCCUGGAGGAUCCCGCAGAAGUCUGGUCUCGGCUGUUUUACGAACGCGACAUCUAUAUGGCCGUACUGGAUCUUGACAAUGGCGUUACUGGGAGGCUGACGCAAGCGUAUGCCGCGUACGCUACUCGCACAGAUGUAGGGGAAGAGGAGGAUGAAAUUUCGAGCGAUGAGGAUUAG